UUACAACAAGAGGUCCAAUAACGCUGCUGGUUUCGGUUUUUUUUUGCAUGCCCGUCUCCUCAUAGCAUCUGAGAAUUCAUAAAAACCUCCGGGAUGUACACGACCGGACUCAAUCCGUUUUACGCCUCCAAUUUCAGCCUCUGGUCUGCGUACUGUGCAGGAGGCUUCGCAGUGGACACCGCCAAGAAACCAUCGUUUUGCAUAGCAGAGCUCCUGCAGGCUGGAGAUGCAGAGAACAUGGCCGGUUCGUCGGCCCUCAUGGUGCACGUGCAGGCUCAGCAGCACCGGGCGUCCUCCGGAGGCUCCCCGCUGCGGCCGGCACCAGUCGGGCCCGGGGAGGCGGCGGUGUACGGGGCGAGGGUGAGCCCCGCGUCCCCGUACCACAGACACGGACUACAGAUGACUUCUGUGCCCAGAGGCGCGCUCAGCUCCCCGCAAGCUCCUCCACCUUCAAGCAAGGACCUCAAAUUUGGAAUUGAUCGGAUUUUGUCCACAGAUUUUGACGCAAAGGGGAAGGAACAGACGUCGUUAAGAGAUCUCACGUCCAUUGUUAGCGCCAACCGUCAGUCAGGCAUCCACAUCCCCAUUCAGCCAGCGGCCGGCCAGUACUUCUCCUCCAUAGAGGCCGGGAUGAACGACUCCUCCAUGAUGAGUUCACUAGGCAGCAGCGGCAGACAAUCAGGCCAGCAUCAGUUUCAGGACACCUUCCCAGGUCCAUACGCCGUCCUCACCAAAGACACAAUGCCGCAGACGUACAAGAGGAAGAGGUCGUGGUCCAGGGCGGUCUUUUCAAACCUGCAGAGGAAAGGCCUGGAGAAGAGGUUUGAGAUCCAGAAGUAUGUCACCAAGCCGGAUAGGAAACAGCUGGCGGCCAUGCUGGGCCUGACAGACGCUCAGGUGAAAGUGUGGUUCCAAAACCGGCGCAUGAAGUGGCGGCACUCCAAGGAGGCCCAGGCCCAGAAGGACAAGGAGAAGGAGCAGCCGGACAGGACUCCCGAGUCCGGCAGAGAUCCGAAAGAGACGGCCGAGUCGGAGUGUGACAGCGAGGACCGCAGCGAGUGUGAGUCCGACGAAGCGGAGGACAAAGAGGACAAAAGACAUUUGGACGUUUGCGAGCACAACAAAACCAGCGUCAUCAUGAGCGGCGGCGUGGAUGACACGCACUUGGACUCUGCCUCCUCUUCUUCACAGCUUCUAAUAUGAACGCAAUUGAUCCUGGACUCUUAUUUGGAUCCAAUUCAUAAGAGACACAAUGGAAGCCGCUGAGGUUGCGUUUAUUUAAUUUGACAGAAGAGCUUCAGUGUGCAUGAUGCUGUCCUCAAACGGUUUAAAACACGUAAAUAAAAUGUGCAGUUGUAAAUGUUGUUGCCCUUCACGUUGUAUAAAAGAAAUCUCGGGACACACAGUGUACAUGUCUUUUUGUGUGUUGUUGUUGUUAAUAUCAUUUGCACUGAAAGUAUUGUAAA
Dunckerocampus dactyliophorus (ringed pipefish) is the source of this 1466-nucleotide messenger RNA. It is a transcript of the gene hlx1, whose product is annotated as H2.0-like homeo box 1 (Drosophila). Bases 94 to 1203 code for a protein of 369 amino acids. Lineage: Eukaryota; Metazoa; Chordata; Actinopteri; Syngnathiformes; Syngnathidae. Gene Ontology annotation, molecular function: DNA-binding transcription factor activity, RNA polymerase II-specific; sequence-specific DNA binding. The record is from RefSeq and is a predicted model, not a curated record. The transcript has 4 exons. Gene Ontology annotation, biological process: regulation of DNA-templated transcription.